GGGCCGUUUCCGCAAACCCGAGUCCGACACAACAACGCUGCUUGCCUGGAUCCUUUAGAGCUGACGAAUCACGAAUGUCUUGACAUUCAUUCCAUAUCUUUCAUUCAUCCAAAUCCCAACCCAGGAGUUUUUUACGACUGAUUCUGCUUGUCGCCGUCGCCGUCGCCGCCGAUCUUUGUUGCUUCCCUCAUAGGCAUUAGUUGGCAAGUUGCUAUGGCUGAUCAGCAUACAUCUGAAGGUCCAAGCACAAGUAAUGUAGGUAAUGUUUCCGAUGGAGGUUCUGAAUUGAGUCCAUCGGGUGUGAUUGGAGGUUCUGAAUCGAGUCCAUCGGGUGUGAUUGGAGGUUCUGAGUCGAGUCCAUCGGGUGUGAUUGGAGGUUCUGAAUCGAGUCCAUCGACUGUGAUUGGAGGUUCUGAAUCGAGUCCAUCGACUGUGAUUGGAGGUUCUGAAUCGAGUCCAUCGACUGUGAUUGGAGGUUCUGAAUCGAGUCCAUCGACUGUGAAUAUCAAUAUCAAGACCUUAGAUUCCAGAACUUAUGCCUUUGACGUGGACAAGAACAUGCAAGUUUCUGCCUUAAAGGAAAAAGUAGCAACUGAAACUGGUGUCCCUGUUGCACAACAGCGCCUUAUUUUCAGGGGGAAGGCCCUGAUGGAUGAUCACAUUCUUUCUGAAUAUCAUUUGGAAAAUGGAGAUACAUUGCACUUGGUGAUAAGACAGCCUUCUCAAUCACAAUUGUCAUCUUCUGUUGGCACUGGGGAAACUACUCCAGACAAUGGUCUUAGAGGUCAAGAGCCUACUACUGGUGCGCCACGCAAUCGUAUUGGGCAAGUUUCACACAGUGUGGUGCUAGGCACUAUCAAUGUUGGUGAGCAAGGGGAUGGACUUGUACCAGAUUUAAAUCGGGUUAUUGGGGCAGUUUUAAACUCUAUUGGAGUUGGGAGUCAGGCUGGUGCCAACCAUCCUGGUCCGCAUGUUAAUGCUCCCACUGCUGCCCCAAGAGGAAAUGAAACAGAAGGUGUACAAAGGAAUUCUGGCUCUCAAAAUCAGCAGCCUGGGCAGGCAUUUCCUCGUCUAUCUUUAGCUGAAGGCAUGCAAAUCCCACUUGGAGCAGCAAUAGCAGUUCCUUCGCUUAAUAUGCCGAUUCCGGAUUCUUUGCACACACUGACAGUGUUUAUGAAUCGCAUGGAGUCUGUACUAUCCCGUAAUGGUAAUCAGCCAAACCAAUCACCUGCUGAUUCAUCUAGUGUAGAUUUGCCUACAAAUUCUCGUGGUCAAUCAAAUGUAGAGACAUUGAGCACUGUUGUGCGGCAUACAGAGCGACUAGUUGGCAACCAUGUUACAUCUGCAUUAUCUCGUGUUGCAGGACGCUUGGAGCAAGAAGGGAAUUCAACUGACCCUACAGUUAGGGGGCAAAUACAGGCAGAAUCAGUGCAAUUAGGUCUUGUGAUGCAGCACUUGGGUGCUCAGUUCCUAGAGCUUGGAAGGACAAUGUUGACAUUGCGUAUGGGAGAGUCUCCUGCUGAAUCUUCAGUCAAUGCUGGUCCUGCAGUUUACAUUUCUCCAUCAGGGCCAAACCCAAUAAUGGUUCAGCCUUUUCCUCUUCAAACUUACUCUCUGUUUGCCGGCCCAUCUGUUCAAUCUAAUCCUGGAGGCUUCAGUCCCUUUGGAAUUGGCAGUGCGGCAAGGAAUGUAAAUAUACACAUACAUACCGUUGGUUCUAGAGCAACUAAUGGAGAUGUAGCUCAAGGUGACCAUGCCAGUGGAACUGAUGGUGGUGAUUCUAGUCAAUCUAGGGCUCCGCCUGUAAUAGGUACUACUGGAGUAGCUGUUUCAUCAAGACCUCGUGUUUCUUUUUCUGGUGCGUCACAACUUAGUCAACCUGAGAGUACCACUGUUCAUGAGCAAUCUACCAGUUCUGGUGCUGAAACUGAAGCUAGGAAGUUUGGAGAAAGCCAGAUACGGGGAGAAUGUGAUCAGGUGUCCAAUGAAACUUCUGUAAGUUCAGCAGGAGGUUCUCAGGUAGUGGAUCGCCCUGGUCCUUCGUCUUCUGUUCCUAUUGGACUAGGGAUGGGGGAUUUGCAGCCUAAGAGGCGAGUUAAGCAAUCUAAACCACAGGGAAGAAGUGAUGAUGGUGCAGCUACCUCCAGUCAGAGUGAACAACAGGCUUUGCAAUCUCUUGCAGCACUUUCGGCUAGGAGGACCGAGGGUUCCCCACCUUUAGGACAAUUUUCUCAUUUGGGCUCUGGAGGAAAUGGCCAACCUGAUAUUUCAAAUAUGAUGUCACAAGUUCUUCAAAAUCCAGCUUUAAAUGGUUUAUUGGGUGGAAUCUCUCAACAAAGUGGUCUUGGUUCCUCCGAUGCCUUGAGGGAUAUGUUGCAGCAAUUUACCCAGAACCCAGCGAUGAUGAAUACCGUCAACCAAAUUGCUCAACAGAUUGAUCCUCAAGAUCUUGGAAGCAUGUUUGCCGGUUUUGGUGGUGCAGGCCAUGGUGGCGGUGGCAGUGGCGGUGGCGGUGGCGGUGCCAUCGAUCUUUCCAGUAUGUUUCAGCAAAUGAUGCCACUUGUUUCUCAAGCUCUUGGUGGUGUUCCAACCUCGGCCCAACAAGCUCCUAGAACGGAAGUCAGAAUAAAUGAGACUGGUACGAGUAGAGAAGUGAUGCCAACCAAUCAAAAUACUCAGAUUGGACUACAAGAGGUGGCCCAAAGAAUCGAACGCCACAGUCCUCCCGAAGAUAUCUUCCGCUCCAUAGUUCAAAAUGCUGCUCACUUGCAUCGCAAUGGAGGUAGCGAUGAGAACCUUGUGAAUGGCUUGUGCAGUACUGAAGGCCUUGCAAAUGAAUUUAUGGAGGUCCUUCAGCGCGACAUCUCCAAACGUGUUAGGGAUGAAUCAAAGCCCCCAAGGAAGCCUUCUUAGUGUAGUUGAAUCAGAUUUAUACAUACCAUUAUGCUGAUAUAUUAUAUAUAGGUAUGCAGUAUGCUUUUAUUCCUAGUUUAAAUCCAAAUUUUUUGUGUAUUGAUUUUUUUUUUUUGGGGGGGGGGGGGGGGGGGGGGGGGUCAAAUUCAAGCACAAAUUUGGACAUACACUCGACUAAUUUGAUUUGUCUGUGAUUGUGCGAAGGUAGAUAUUUUUUUUAAAAAUAAUUAAUAUGCAAAAUAUUUAAAUUGAGAGAAAAA
Ipomoea nil (Japanese morning glory) is the source of this 3173-nucleotide messenger RNA. RefSeq lists its product as uncharacterized. The transcript has 19 exons. Gene Ontology annotation, cellular component: BAT3 complex. NCBI's taxonomy places the organism in Eukaryota, Viridiplantae, Streptophyta, Magnoliopsida, Solanales, Convolvulaceae. The record is from RefSeq and is a predicted model, not a curated record. Bases 214 to 2913 code for a protein of 899 amino acids. Gene Ontology annotation, molecular function: misfolded protein binding; polyubiquitin modification-dependent protein binding.